Molecule: messenger RNA, 1329 nt
Organism: Penicillium riverlandense
Lineage: Eukaryota; Fungi; Ascomycota; Eurotiomycetes; Eurotiales; Aspergillaceae
Product: putative salicylate hydroxylase
Exons: 7
Coding region: 1-1329 (442 amino acids)
Biological process (GO): secondary metabolite biosynthetic process
Molecular function (GO): monooxygenase activity; FAD binding
Source: RefSeq, a predicted model, not a curated record
AUGGCCCCCUCUAUUGCGACUGAAUUGAGGACCAGCAUGGCGGCGCCACGGGCAAAAUUGCCACUCGAUGUCAUUGUCGUCGGAGCUGGCAUUGGCGGCAUGGCUGCGGCCCUGACGCUGGGGUUGCGAGGGCAUCGUGUGGUAAUCUUGGAAGCCGCGCCGAAGCUCAUGGAAGUGGGAGCCGGGAUUCAGGUCUCGCCAAAUAUGCUGCGCCUUUUUGACCGAUGGGGCGUCUCGGACCUGAUCCACGCCCAGGAUGUGGCAUUGGAGCACAUCCACGUACGUCGGUGGCAAGACGGGAGCCUCCUAGGCACAAUGCCAGUGAACAAGAGCUUCGGGCAGCAAGUGGUCGUGCACCGCGCAGACCUGCACAACGCCCUAAUCGCCAAAGCGUUAGAACUCGACAACGUGACGCUGCGCGAAAACUCCCUGGUCACAGAUGUGCAAUUCAGUCCUGCCACCGUGACACUAUCCAGCGGGAAAACCUUCCGCGGCGACGUGAUCAUCGGCGCAGACGGAAUCAAGUCGACCGUCCGCGAGCACCUGCUCCAGGACUCAUCGAUCAAAGCAAUUGCCACCGGCGACGCAGCGUACCGGAUUAUCCUGCCGCGCAGCAUUAUGGAAAAGGAUCCGGAGCUGAAGACGCUCAUUGACGAGCCGCAGGCGACGAGGUGGGUGGGGCCUGGACGCCACAUUAUCGCGUACCCGGUGCGCAAGCAUGAGCUGUACAACGUGGUGCUGCUUCAUCCAGAUAGACAGGAAGUUGAGGAGUCGUGGACGACCAAGGGGUCGAAGCAGGCGAUGGUUGAUAAUUACGACGGGUGGGAUUCCAAAGUAAGGAAGCUCAUUGACUUGGUGCAUGAUGAUGAAGUGCUUGAGUGGAAACUGUGUCUGCAUCGCCCGCUGAGGACAUGGAUUCGGGGGCCUGUGGCUUUGCUUGGUGAUGCAUGCCAUCCAAUGCUGCCGUACGUCGCACAGGGCGCCGCGCAAGCAGUCGAAGAUGCCGCCGCGCUCGGCGUUGUAUUGUCGUCUAUCAUAUCCCACGAAGACAUUCCGCAGGCUUUGAAAGUAUAUGAGAAGUCACGAAAGCAGCGCGCAGAGACUGUGCAGCAAUCAGGCUCUGAAAACCGGAUCACAUUACAUCUGCCCGAUGGCCCAGAACAGCAGGCGCGCGAUGAGCAAUUCCGCGCGUCUGCCAGCGGGACAAACCCGGAUAAGUGGUCGGAUCGGGAGACCCAGGAAUUCUUGUGGGGUUGGGAUGCUGAGAAAGCGGCUUUGGAUGCUUGGGAGGAAAUGCAAGACGACGUCAAGGUUAACGCCAAUUUGUGA